CUGGACUCUACGGGGCUGUCUGAGAAGGUGCCGUCCACACGACACACUGCGGCGUGGGCCGCCGGCGCGAAACGGUCGGCGAGGCUCGCGGCCCCGCCAACCGCCGGCCCUCCGAACUCCCCCCGCCCCCCGCGCCCCCCCUCACGCCCCGCCCCGCCCCGCCCCGGGGGCGGUGGCCCCGCCGCUCCCGCAGCAGCCCGCGGAGAUAGCGAGCCGAACGCGCGGGGGAGGGAUGGCGGAGGAGCGCUAGGCUCCUCCUGCGGGAGGGGGGCGCCCAGAGCUCUCGACCGGCGCCGGGCUCGGCACCCCGCCGUCUGCACUCUUCCCUGCCGCGGAGCCACCGCCCGCUUCUCCGCGGACAGCCCGCGUGCGCCCGCCCCGCUCGCGGCCACGGGGGACCCUCCCGUGGCGCCCCGCGCCUCACCUCGCCUCAGCCCGACACUACUCCCCUGGCUCGUGCGGGAGCCGCAAGCCUACCCUGCCCCGGCCCUAAUUCGGCCGCCGCUCCGCUUCGCUCACAGCCCCUCCUCGGUCCGCGGCAGCCGCGCCGGCCGUCCCGCAUUCGGGCCGGGGAGCCACGGUGCAGCCUGCCGGCCCGCCCUGAACCCGCCAGGCAGCCGGGCUCCCCGCUUCCCGCGGGGCGGAGCCGGGCUUUGCGUGAGGAGCCGGGACCGGCGGGGCGCUGUGGAGACCCCAGCGCGGGCGGGGCGGGGCGCGGGCGGGGGGACUAGUUAUAAGAGCCCCGCUCCUCGGGUGCCGAGGCGCGGGUCUCCCCACUACCCUCGCUUCGCUCAGCUCCCACCUACGCGCCUUUCCCUUCUCAGGUUUUUUCUCUUGUCCUGUCUCCCCACCUAA
Rangifer tarandus platyrhynchus (Svalbard reindeer) is the source of this 855-nucleotide messenger RNA. The record is from the annotation of a GenBank genome assembly. NCBI's taxonomy places the organism in Eukaryota, Metazoa, Chordata, Mammalia, Artiodactyla, Cervidae.